Phytophthora sojae is the source of this 765-nucleotide messenger RNA. RefSeq lists its product as hypothetical. The record is from RefSeq and is a predicted model, not a curated record. The transcript has a single exon. The coding region runs from base 1 to 765 and encodes 254 amino acids. NCBI's taxonomy places the organism in Eukaryota, Oomycota, Peronosporomycetes, Peronosporales, Peronosporaceae.
AUGGACGACUACUUUGCCAAGAUUACCGACUCGGUGAACGAGCGCGACCUGCCAUUGACGGUCUGGCUGCCGCACUCGUCCGGCCCGGACUUCGUGAACGCCUCCUUCAACGAGUACCCGAUCAACAAGAUUAUCCUGUCGGGCAAGCUGGGCUCGAACUGGUAUCCGCUGCGCCACUGGCUGGGCACCUACCAGCAGGAGCACCGGGGUGUCAUGGACUUGUAUCAGCACUCAGGCUACUACGUAGCCGACAACCAGUCGGCGAUUUACGCGUCCUACCUGCGCUCGUACCGCACGGCCAUCACCACGACGCUGAUCUUCCAGUACGUCAUCGCCAAGAUCUUCGAGAUCCCGUCGACGGGCGCGCUGCUGGCCGUGAACCGCGACGUGGCGCCACUGCUCGCGGCGCUGGGUAUGAAUGAGGGCGAGCACUACGUGGGCUUCGAUCGGCGGGACCCGGAGGCGAUCAUCUGGUGGGUGAACGACGCUCGCAACUGGCCCGAGAUCGACCGGAUCCGCCGCGCAGGGAUGGAGCUCGUGCGGGAGCGGCAUCUCGUGGCCAACCGCGUCAAGGCGCUGGACCUGUUCAUGACGGAGGGCGAGGCCGUGUACCAGAACCCGCCGACGCUGCACCUGACGAGUCCGUGUCCGUCCAGAGCGCUGCCCGACGAGAGCGCGUGCCAGGCGCGGUUCGACCGCGAGUCGUUCUACAAGUGCGACCGCUGGUUCUGCGGCGCGCACUCGCUGCUGCCGCUCUGGAGCUAG